Messenger RNA from Neoarthrinium moseri, 309 nucleotides. RefSeq lists its product as uncharacterized. Bases 1 to 309 code for a protein of 102 amino acids. The record is from RefSeq and is a predicted model, not a curated record. Lineage: Eukaryota; Fungi; Ascomycota; Sordariomycetes; Amphisphaeriales; Apiosporaceae. The transcript is spliced from 2 exons.
AUGGGACAGGUUGCCAGGCUAGGCUACAGUCAAGUGCUUGAGGACAGAGUGGCCUGUUGGGUGCUCUGGUGUGGUCGUGAGCUCGAGCUUCCCAGUUUCGAGGGCGAAGCGGCCGGCCUUUAUCUAGAGGACACGUUUGUUCGGGGGCAGGCCCAGGACGGCGGCCUCAGGCAUCGACUCGUCUGCUCGGGGCCAGGGGUCGUGCAGGGAGGAUGGGCUUGUGGGCUUGGAUGGCAGAGGAGCGUCGAGUUGCGCAAUGAGGAAUGCCAGGCCUGCCAGGGCAAGUCAGGGGGCGCCGCGCCGCCCUGA